AUGUACUCUCUCGGACUGAACUUCUUCAACGUCGACGCCGUCAAGGCCUUGGUAUCUCGCGUCUUCGAUGGUGCCCCCGCCGUCCCCGCCGCCUCCGUCGCGCUCCCUGCGUUGGUAUUUACUCCCACUCAGACCCUUCGUCCUCCUCCCACUCGCGCGUACACCAUUGGAACCUCAGGCCCCAUCGAAUCUAUCUUGGCUGCUGUCAUCUUCAUCAGUGGUACUCUCUUCCUCUUCGCCGCUGCAGGUUCUUUCACGCGCUUGGAGGACCGCCACGCGUUCUUCUCCAUUACCUGGCUGGUCCAGUCCAUCUUCUAUCUACUCUGGGCUGUAUUGUUCUUCCAACUCGAGUCCGCCUGGGUGCUGGCCAUCGGCAUCUAUAAACAAGUGAUUAACUCUGGGUGUGCUUGCUUCAACCAGAUGCUCAUGCCCGCUUUGCAGCACGGCCUCUCCUUCAUACUCGCCGUAUAUGGGCUAUGCACCUCGGAGGUCCUUACCUCGAAGAUGAUCACCUCAUCGGCAGUCAUUCUAUAUUCCGCUCUGAUAGCCAUCGGUAUUUAUCUAGUCAGAUCUCGGCGUCGCCUCGGGCAGCGGGUCUCCAAACAUCCGUCUCUGUCGUUGGCCUUGGACGUCUCCUUAGGAUACGCGGCCGGCGCUAUCGUGGGCUACCAAUACCCCAACAGCAUGUGCGCCCUGCAGGACUCACUCCAAUCAGGGAGCGACGUACUCGACAUUAAAACUGUAGUGGGCGCGCUCAUCCCAAUCUCUCACAUCCCGAUGGAUGGCAUGGUCAUGAACUGCGACCGGUACAUGGUUGCAUCCCUUGAAGAGGGGCGUCGUCCUACACCCAAUGCGCAUGGUUUUGAGCAGAUGAUGCAUUAUCGCGGCGGCCAUUCGCACCCAGUAAUCUUCGCUUCCGGACCCAUGGACGAGCUCCCCAGUAGUAGGGACGGCUGGUCAUUCAUCGGGGUCCCCGAAACUCGCGCUGAAGAGGAGGCGAUUGCUCGUGCUGCGGAGGAGGCUUUCCACCUCGAUCCUGUAGCAUUCACCAGACUGGCCACUGAAUCGGCGAUGAACCCUGUCCUGCCACCACCACCACCGCCUCCCCCCGCCCCUACCCCUGCACCAGAACCUGAGCUGCCGGAGUGCAUCGUUGCUGUACUGGAUCGGAUCCGAGCCCAUGGGUACCGCGCGGCUCCCCGCCGUCGUUACUAA
Molecule: messenger RNA, 1215 nt
Organism: Gloeophyllum trabeum ATCC 11539
Lineage: Eukaryota; Fungi; Basidiomycota; Agaricomycetes; Gloeophyllales; Gloeophyllaceae
Exons: 3
Coding region: 1-1215 (404 amino acids)
Source: RefSeq, a predicted model, not a curated record